Messenger RNA from Haplochromis burtoni (Burton's mouthbrooder), 892 nucleotides. RefSeq names its product required for excision 1-B domain containing (gene rex1bd). NCBI's taxonomy places the organism in Eukaryota, Metazoa, Chordata, Actinopteri, Cichliformes, Cichlidae. The coding region runs from base 144 to 596 and encodes 150 amino acids. The transcript has 5 exons. The record is from RefSeq and is a predicted model, not a curated record.
UCAGCCAUUUACAACCGCAUGUUCUUCAUUUCCGGGUCAGGUUGCUGAUUCACAUACAGGAGGAAAGCGGCGUGUUGGGCUUAUAAAGUGUAAACAUGGUGCCAUUAUAAAAAGUGGAGAGUCAUCCCGGGUGUGUUACAGCCAUGGUGCCUUCAGACUUUAAAGCCCUGAUCCAGAGAUUUUAUCAUCUUCAGUCUGAGAGGGUCGAAACCUACCGGCUCUUUGAAGAGGGACACGAGGCCUACUUGAGGACAGGGCCCCAUUAUGACUUUGACCACUACAGGCAGCUGGUCCAUGAGAUAACGCAGGCGUUCUGUGGCAUCUCUAAGGAAGUGCUGGAGAUCAAGGGCAGGCUGCACGACGGGUUUGACAGACCAGACCUCUCCGAGCACAUUGAGAAAUUGCAGAACAAAGAGAAGGAGAAACUUGAACUGACGGCUAAGCUGCAGCUGGCCAAGCAGCAGGCCCAGGAUCAGCCGGAGGACCAGAGCUGUCAAGAACAGAUUCAGGAGAUCAAGCAUAAAGUCAUCCAGAACAAAGAGGCUCUGAGUGAGAUCAUGCAGGACUUCAAGUAUGACUCAGAGGAGUGCGACUGACAGCUCGCUCCCAGGAGGUAGCCUCUGUCUCGGACACUUUGAGCUGCACUUAUCGAUCCCCUCCACCCGGCUCCACCCAGCUCGCCGCUGCAGUCUUACUCCUCCCGGAGGGCCUUUAACAUCCAUCCUGCGUGCUUGUCUGCAGGCAUGCGUUUGUGUUACUUCAGGGCUCAAAGAAAGCACUCUGCUGGCGCUGUAAUGAAAUGUGUAUAUAAAAUAUUCAGAAGGUGUGAUCGGUUUGGAGACGCUCUCUUUGUUUUGAUUGUAUUUUUAAAUAAAGACGCUUUACAAGACAA